Messenger RNA from Miscanthus lutarioriparius, 792 nucleotides. The record is from the annotation of a GenBank genome assembly. Lineage: Eukaryota; Viridiplantae; Streptophyta; Magnoliopsida; Poales; Poaceae.
AUGGUGUCCUUGAAGCUCCAGAAGCGGCUAGCGGCGAGUGUGCUCAAGUGCGGGAAAGGCAAAGUAUGGCUCGAUCCAAAUGAGGUCUCCGAGAUCUCCAUGGCUAACUCCCGACAAAAUAUUCGCAAGUUGGUCAAGGAUGGCUUCAUCAUCAAGAAGCCGCAAAAGAUCCACUCCAGGUCCCGCGCAAGGAGGGCCCAUGAAGCAAAACAGAAGGGCAGGCACUCUGGUUAUGGUAAGAGGAGGGGUACCAGGGAGGCUAGGCUCCCCACCAAGGUCCUUUGGAUGCGCAGGAUGCGUGUUCUCAGGCGCCUGCUGCGGAAGUACAGGGAAGCCAAGAAGAUUGACAAGCACAUGUACCACGCAAUGUACAUGAAAGUGAAAGGCAACAUGUUUAAGAACAAGAGAGUGCUCAUGGAGAGCAUCCACAAGACGAAGGCAGAGAAGACCAGAGAGAAGACUCUCUCUGAUCAGUUCGAGGCUAAGCGGGCCAAGAGCAAGGCAUCUCGUGAAAGGAAAAUUGCUAGGAGGGAGGAAAGAUUGGCCCAGGGCCCAAGAGAACCCGCCGCAGCACCAGCAGCAGCUCCUGCCCCAGCUGCAGCAUUACACAGCUUUCAAGUGUUUUCUGUGGUGAUUUAUAAGCACUGUGAUGUGAAUCUGAAUACGUGCGCUGUCACAGUUGUUGCCUCCGUAGAUGCAAGCGAUGGUUUUGCCGACGGCGCUGCUUAUACACAACCUUAUUUUGACUACGAUCCUGGGAGAUUGCCUUCGACUUGUGAGCGGCAGCAUUAG